AUGCGUUCCUCCAUCCUCCUCGUUGCUUUCUCGGCCCUCGCCGCUGCUCAGUCCUCCGUUGCGGUGCCCCAGGGCCAGCCCUCCGCUGCUGUCACCUCCUCUCCCGUCAUCCCCACCCAGGGAUCCCUGCCUGCGGGAGCCUCCAGCAUCCUGGUUGGAUCCAGCGGGGUUCCUUCUUCCCUCGUGAAGUCGAAGAGCGCCUCUGCCACCGUUUCCACCAAGUCCUCCACCAAGACUUCUAGCUCCGACUCUUCCACCUCAACCAGCGACUCCUCGAGCAGAAGCUCCUCCAGCACUAGCACUUCCUCUGGUGCUGGUGUCCCUCUCGCCACCGCCGGCCCCGUCGGUCUGUCCGUCGUGGCUGGUGCUGCUCUCGCCGCUUUCCUGUAA
This is a messenger RNA of Aspergillus ibericus CBS 121593, 390 nucleotides long. RefSeq names its product putative GPI anchored protein. Bases 1 to 390 code for a protein of 129 amino acids. The transcript is spliced from 2 exons. The record is from RefSeq and is a predicted model, not a curated record. Lineage: Eukaryota; Fungi; Ascomycota; Eurotiomycetes; Eurotiales; Aspergillaceae.